Molecule: messenger RNA, 12490 nt
Organism: Bicyclus anynana (squinting bush brown)
Lineage: Eukaryota; Metazoa; Arthropoda; Insecta; Lepidoptera; Nymphalidae
Gene: Dcr-1
Product: endoribonuclease Dcr-1
Exons: 43
Coding region: 261-9452 (3063 amino acids)
Biological process (GO): pre-miRNA processing; apoptotic DNA fragmentation; siRNA processing
Cellular component (GO): nucleus; cytoplasm; RISC complex
Molecular function (GO): protein binding; RNA binding; ribonuclease III activity
Source: RefSeq, a predicted model, not a curated record
UCGCUUUGCAUUUUCAUGGAAAAUUCGAAAAAGAUUAAGUUCUACUGCAAAUACAAUGUUUUCUAAUUAUAUAUUUUAGUAAGAACCCGUGUUAUCAAUAAACGAUUUUGAUUUGUACAUAAUUUUUAGCUAUAAUGAUGUUUCGUAUGUGUAAAUAUAGAUUUAAGAUUUUACGUGUUGCUAAAAUGUUUGUGUUUGAUAUUAUCUUUUUCGAGUGUUUUUAAUUGUAAAUACUGCUUGAAGAUAAGAUAUAUAUAAAGAUGGAGUCAUCUUGCACCCGGUUCACACCGGCCGAGGGGGGAGCAAGGUUGGCCGCUUGCGCAGGCUCCAAGAACAUCCUGGUGACGGAGCACACAGCCUUCAUCUCCACCAGCGUGCUCAUUGAGCAUGCCUACAAGAUCAGGGGGCUUCUAUCAUCAGGUCGUCAGCGCUCCGUGUACGUGUCGCGACCGUCUCGCAUAGAAUGCGUUGCCCACGAGCUGACCAUCCUGACUGACCUGGCUGUGACGCAGGCGCGGAUGUAUGAAGAUGUGGUGGAUUGGAGACAGGAGUUGGAGGUUAAAGAGGUGCUGGUCUGUACUUCAGAAGUGUUAAAGAAAAUAUUGGAAGAGCAAAUAAUAUCUAUACCAAACAUUAAUGUAUUAGUUAUAGAUAGCUGUCACCUCAUAUUUAAGGAUGAAAAUCUACAAUAUAUAAUGAAACUCUAUAAGGAAUGCGAGGGAAGCAAACCAAGGGUCUUAGCUCUCACUUAUCCAUUAUUCACAGCACCAAAAGAUGCUAACGACCAAAUAGAUGAAAACACAGAACAAAAUCAAGAAAAUGACACAGCAGAUCAAGUGAAUGCGAAAGAAGAAGUAGCAAAUGAAAUUAAUGAAAGAGAUGAAGUUAAAGAUGAAAUAAAUGAAACUAUAGAAAUAAAAGAUGAAAUAAAUGAAAGAGAAGAAGUGAAAGAUGAAAUAGAUGAAGGCAUAGAUUUAAAAGAUGAUGGUUUUGAUGAACAAAAUGAUAUUGGAAACAAUGUUACUAAACCACUAAAAGAAAUGAGCGAUGAAAAUAAAGAUGUAGAUUCAAAAGAUUUAAUUCAAAAAAAAGAUAACGAAACUGAUCUUAGUAAUAAUCAAAAAGAAGAUAAAAUUGAAAAAUAUGAAGAUAAAGAAAUAGAAGGAAAAGAUUUAUUAUUAAAGAUAGACAAAGAGAUUGACCUUGGUGAUAAUCAAAAUGAUAAAGAUGAAGUUAAAGAAAAAGAUGAAAUAAAAGUUGAUGAGAAGGUUGAGAAAAAAGAAGUAAACAAGAGUGUGGAUAUAAAUAACAUGGAUGAUUUCAAUCUGUAUGAGAAGUUGGAGUGGAAGAUAGAGGAGUUGGAGAAAGAGUUGUGCUGUUGUAUGGAUUUGGCGGAAGACAUUGACGGUGGAAAACGGCUAUCAGCGACUCUAACUAAACCAAAGGAACUAAUAGUGGAGUACAGUCCCAAGCUAUCUGCAGAAACUCUAUCGGAGACAUAUGUAGACUUGGAGAACUAUAUGAGAAGUACAGUCACUUCUGCGUUGGAUUUUAUCAACGAACACAGAUACGACCCAACAGAGAUCUAUGGUGAGGAUCUGUACGAAGAAUUUGCGAACAUACCCAAUCCUACUGUGGAGCCCAAACAUAUAUUGAACAACUUUUUGUAUGUUCUUGACCAAUUAGGUCCAUAUGCAGCUGAUAAAGCAGCGUUUUCACUACUAAUAAAGUUGGAAAAACUAAAAAUCAAGGUUCCAUAUGAGAGACAUUUCCUCUUACUAUGCCUAUGCACCUCUGUGUUUGUUAAAAUAAGGUGUUAUGCAGACAUACUGUUCUCAAAAUAUACAUCGGAUUGGGAGAAAAUAACUUCAUUGUCUACACCUAAAGUUCUCCGAUUAGCAGAGAUAUUAGAACAGUUCCAGCCUCCGGAAAACUCUAAGGAAACCGAUGCUAAAAGUAAAUCUGACAGAAGUAAUAUUGAUACUACUAAAGUAAGUGAAAGUGUUAGUAAAAAUGUUCCACAGAAUAUAAAUACAGCUGAUUUAAAAACUAUUGAGGAUAGUAAAGAAAAGAAUGACGUUAUAAACAUAAAUAAAAAUGAUACAAAUCAAACAAACGAGAUGAAAAGAUCUAAGACUGAUGAACUGUUAAAUGCUAUAGAGAAAUGUGAUUUUGUAACUCUAGGUAAUAAAAUUGAGGAUAAAGUGAAUACUUAUGAGGCUAAUUUAAAAGACUUGAAUGAAAUUGAUUGUACUUUUGAAAUUAGUAGUUGUGUUAAAAGAAAAGAGAGCGAUAGCGACGGAAAUAAAACUGACAGCAAAGUUGAAGAAACUGUUAUUAGUAAAGAGAAUAUUAAAAAUGAAGACCUUAAAAAUCAUUAUGACAGUCCGGAAAAUAGUGAAAAUACCGUUAAUAUUCAUAAGAAAUUUAAUUGUAAUGACAUUGAAAGCGAAGUUAGUGAAAAUGAUGUAAAUACUAGUCAAGAAUAUAGUGAGAAUAAUCUUAACAUCGAUAAGCAACAAGAAAAUAAUGACAAUUCAAAUGAAAAUGGGGAAAUUAAAAUGAACAUCGACAAGAAACAGAAUGAUAAUGACAAUUCAGUUGAAGUUAGUGAAAAUAAUGUAAAUAUUGCUAAAACACACAAUGAUGAUGAUAAAAUUAGUGAGAUUAAUAUUGAUAAAAAACAAAAUGAUAAUGCAAGUGAAGUUACUGCUAAAGAAAAUAGUGAAAACAUUACUAAUACAGAAAGUGAUAAUGGAGUGAUAGAUAGAACUAAAGGAGAAAGUGAUAGUGAUUUGAUUGUAGAUAGAAAUAAAAAAGAAAAUGAUAGUGUAACGAUUGUGGAUAGAACUAAAACUGAUAGUGCACGGGUGAAUGAUAGUGAUAAGGUGGGUGAUAACAGGGUGGGGUUGGGUAAACGUCACAGGGUGCGAGGUAGGGGGAGGGUGCAGAGAAACAAUGCUACGAAGAUGCUGCAGCUACAGCAGAAUCCGGAUGCACUGUGUGGGAUUGUGUUUGUGAAGGAUGCGUUGAUUGCCAACAUAAUGUUCAUGAUGAUUGUGGACAUGUCACGCAGUCGUCCAUCCUUGUCGCACCUAUGCGCCCAGUACUGCGCGUCCGAGGGAGAGGGGAGAGAUUGUCAGAAGGAGGGCAAGAAGCAAGAGGAGGUGCUGAAGAAGUUCCGUAUGCACGAGUGCAACUUGCUUCUAGCGACUUCUGUACUAGAAGAGGGCAUUGACCUGCCCAGAUGUAACCUAGUGGUUAGAUGGGAUGUACCCCCUUCGUACCGUUCACACGGGCUCUGUCGAGGCCGGGCACGAGCCCCCCGGGCUUCGGUCGCGCUGCUCGCAUCCGCCGAGGCCUCCAGGGAGGCCCUAGUUCACAACCUCGCUGUCUACAAGGAGCUUGAUCAGAUAAUAACUAGGAAAUGCGGCUGCGGCAUACAAUACGAACCCCCAUUACAAGAGGAAACGCACGCGGAUUUGGCAGCUCAUGUUGUAAAACCAUAUACACCCAAUGCAAUAUUACAAAAUGACCGGAAACACGAAAAAGAACGGAUAUUAGAUAAAAAUCGUGAUAAAAUUGAUGAAAAUCAUGAAAAAGAUAAAGUUACCAAUGCAGCGGAUGAUAUAGAAGGAAAAGAUAUUAAUAAAAUGGCAGCUAAUACAAUUAAAGAUGAAUUUGUAAAUAUAUGUGAUAAUUUUAACUAUGUAAAUAAAGAAUUAAAUGAGAAAUAUAAUAUAAGCGAUAGUGAAGGACUUGAUAACUUAUGUAAUGCUAUUAAAGUUAAUACUAAAAAUAUAAAUAUAGAUGAAGAAGUAAAUUGUAAUAUACAAAGUAGUAUAAAUAUUAGUGAUAAACCACACGUUGUGGAUAAUAGUAAUGUUCUAGCUAAUAAUGAAAAUGAAACUAUGGCUGCCAAUAAUAAUAGUUUAAGUAAUGAAAAAGACAAUAGAGUUAGAAUACAUAAAGAGGAUAAAGUCACCAAAGAUUUUGAUGCUUUUGUCGUUGUAAAUAAUGAUAUUACAUGUAACAAUGACAAUGCAUUAGGAAAUAAUCAUAUAAUCCGUGAUGAAACAGACAAAUAUGAUAAAGUUAUUGAUGAAACAAAUGAAAAGGAAAUAACACUCACGAAAGACGUUAAUGUAAAAGAAUGUAUAAAUGAAAUCAAUGACUAUGAAGAUGUAACAAAAAUAGAAAAUCAUGAGGAAAUAGUUGAUAGAGAUAAAAUAAAUCAUGAAGAUGAAACAACAAAAGGUAACUAUGAGUUAAAAGUUGACACUGAUGAAGUAAAUCAUGACAAAAACUUAUCAGAAGAAAAGCUUAGUCUGAAAGACGGAAUAUUAAAUGAAUUUGAAAGUGGUAUUAAGAUUGCAAAUAACGAUGUCAAAGAAGAUAACACAAAUAAGUUACAUGUUAAUAAUCAAAAAAUUGAUUCAAUAAAGGAUUUAAGUAACAAAAAACUAGAAUUUAAAGAAUUUCGUGAUGUAGAAAAAGAAGCGAAUGGAAAAGAAAAUGUAAAAUAUGAAAACAUAAAGUUUGAAUAUAAAGUAAGUGAUAGCAAGAAACCGGAUGAAGUAGCGAGCGUGGAUUUGAAUUCAGCGAUUGCAUUAAUUAAUAGGUAUUGCGGUAAACUACCCUCCGACACGUUCACCCGGCUGACGCCCCAGUGGUGGACGGAACAGGUUAGACUCCCGGACAGGCACGGCGAGAUGACGACCGCAUACAUUUGCACUUUGAGGAUGCCUCUCAACUGUCCCGUCAAAUAUAAUAUUGUUGGUCACCCGAUGCCUACCAGAGUGCUAGCCAGAAGGAUGGUAGCUCUGCAGGCUUGUCGGAUACUGCACAAGUCUGGUGAACUGGACAAUCAGCUGAUGCCGAUAGGCAAGGAGAACUUCAAGGCAGCUGAACUGGAGACAAAUGUGACUUGCAACGAACCUACCGACUCCAGCGACUGCGGCAGACCAGGCACCACCAAACGGAGGCAGUAUUACUUCAAACGGACAGCGUGGGCGUUCACGGAUUGCCAAGCGAUUAUAGACACUACGGAUGAGGAGAUAGAGGCUACCCCGACGAUAGACGACCCAGUCACCCUGGGAGAAUCUAAAGACAGACAGAACACGCUGUACGCGAUAGUGUCCCGGCUGUGGUGCGCAUUGCCAGAACGCUACAACACGCGCGGACGUCGGCUGCACGCGCCACAGAACGCGCCGCAAGCCAUAGGCGUGCUCAUGGCGAGGAGGGAGCCCACGCAGCUACAGAUCCCCGCUUUCCCGGUGUACACGCGGAGCGGCGAAGUGCGCGUGUCGGUGGAGGCAGCCGCGCACGCCGACGUGCGACUGUCGCCGCGUCGCGCCAGACUCAUACGCAGGUUCAUGCGGUUCGUGUUCUCGGACGUGCUGCGGGUGCGGCGCCGCGGCAUGCGUCUGCAGACAGAGGGCACCACGCACAACAACUACUAUAUAGUGCCUACUGUUAAAAAGACAAGAUGGGACGGCGCUUCGUGGAUCGACGUGGACUGGCCGUUCCUCGAGCUGAUAUACAAGCACACGGAAGAGAAGAAAAUGCUGGAGAUAGAGAAACCUGUGCUCUGGGAGCAGGACGAGAAGAAAAGGGAGAAAGAGAAGGAUGGUGCAGUUAAAGAGAUGGAGAACCCAUUACUGAAGAGUGGAGAAACGUUUACUUUCGACCCGGAGAGGUACAAGGAAGCAGUGGUCACGCCGUGGUACAGGAACCAGGACCAGCCGCAGUUUUUCCUGGUGGCGGAAAUCUGCUGGAAGCUGUCCCCGGACUCCGCUUUUCCUUCCACUCAACACGACAGCUUCCGGUCAUACUAUCGGGCCAAGUACGGUGCAGAAUUGACUCAGAGCUGCCAACCGUUGCUGGAUGUCGACCACACCAGUGCUCGGCUCAAUCUGCUCACUCCCAGAUACGUCAACCGCAAAGGUGUAGCACUACCCGUGUCAUCGGAGCGAACGCGUCGCGCCAAACGAGAUAGACUUGAUCAGAAGCAGAUCUUAGUGCCAGAACUAUGCAGGGUGCAUCCAUUCGCAGCACCGCUGUGGUUUGCUACAGUUGCUUUACCCUGUGUGCUGUACAGGAUCAACGCCCUACUGAUAGCGGACGAGAUCCGGCGCGCGGUGGCCAUCGACGUGGGGCUCGGCAUACCGCGGAUAGACGACCACACCUGCCCCGGCUUCCAGUGGCCGCCGCUGGACUUUGGCUGGAGUCUGGCCGAGGUCCUCAGUGCUGAUUCAGAGAAAAUCGAGAAGAAGAAAGACGAAGAAGAAUCGAAACAGGAUGAAAAGGAUGAAGAACGUAUCGAACCACCGGAGGAAGUCGAAGUAGAGAAAGAGGAAGCAAAGGAGAAAACGAUCAACGACAUCCUGCAAGAGAAGUUGGAUGCAGAGAACGGCUUCGAAAUCGGCACUUGGAGUAACGAUAUGGCGUCGGCCAUUCCUCAGACUGAAUAUGACGAGUAUCUCGAGCCGUUGCCUUCUAACCUCACCUUCUGCACCUCUUCAUCAGGUGGUGCAAAUUGGUCGGAGCCCAUAGAGAAGCCGAAGGGGCAGUUCAACCCAAGCAGGGCGUAUUCCAUGGCUGACAGCGAUUGCUCCUAUGAGUCCAGUGACUUCGACACGGACGACUCAGAUCUGACGGACUGCAGUGACGAUGAUGCCGACAACACCCUGUUCUGUAGCAACAGAAACUCUAACGCGGCAAUGGGAGUACGGAUAGAGUACAAGACAACACACGAAGCCGAAGCAGUAGACAUAGAGAGACGGAAGCCCAUCGCACCAGCGCCUCAACCCGACAAGAGUGACGAUGAGCGUGAUUUGGCGGAGUUCAAGCGUAUACUGCGGACUGGGGUGCCUCCCAGGGAGUAUGUAAAUAAUUUCCGAAAAUCCGUCGCCAAGCAUAAAGAAGAAAUCAUGAAAGACAAUCUUGUAGAAAAAGACAAACCUAUAGUGAAUUUAUUGCCGGAACCUUCCAGAGACGUAGACAGACAAGUAUUUUUAAUUACCAAAGACAAGUUAGCCAAUCAAAACCAUUCCAGUGACAUACAAAUAGAAAACGCUAAAUAUGAUAAAGUAAACUUGACUGGUUGUACAGAAAAUAAUGUCAAUGCUCAUUCAAGAACUUUGGUUGAAAAUAGUUUACAUUGUGAUUAUAGAAUAAAAAAUACAAGUAAAGUAAACCUAAACGAUGUGCAAAGCAGAUUAAAAGAUUGUAAUAAUAAAAUAGCUAUAGAAAAUAUUAACAAUAUAAAUCAAGGUGCUUGUAAAGAAACAAUAGAUAAUGAUAGUUUAAAAUGUAACAAAGUUUCAAACAGCGACACAACUACUAAUAACAUUCAAAAAAUGUUUAACACAGACGUGGAAGAAAAAAUUAAAAUAGACACAAUCAUGAAAGAAAAUAUUGCUAAAAUUGAUGAAUCACAUGCUGACAACAUACAAGUAGCCAAUAUAGAAAAUAAUGCAAAAACAAAUAUAGAAGAAAUCUUUCCAUACAAGAAUGCAAUAGAACUCGAUAACGGCCAGGUGACAUUAGAAUCCAUAGAGAAAAACAAAAGAUACCUGCUGGCUGAAUUAAAAAAAACAUUGACAAAUGAGGAAAUAAAGAAAUUGAACUGUUUCUCUAUGAAAGACAUAGACAUCGACGCACCAGGUUAUAUAAAUGAAAAAGUUGCUAAUGUUGGUUUCGAUUCAAGCGAAAAAUAUCAUGAAAAGGUCAACUCUUGGAAGGAUAAAAAUGAAUAUAAACAUUAUUACAUGGACAGUAAGGGCCAGAAUGGGAAGGACUUUGAUUUCGAUUAUCAACCUGACUUAGAAGGACAUCCUGGACCGAGUCCCAGUGUAAUUCUGCAGGCAUUAACAAUGUCGAACGCGAACGAUGGCAUAAAUCUCGAGCGCUUGGAGACCAUCGGUGACAGUUUCCUGAAGUUCGCCAUCACUGCGUACCUGUACUGCGCGCACCCCGCCGUUCACGAGGGAAAGCUGUCGCACAUGCGCAGCAAACAGGUUUCCAAUCUGAACUUGUACCGGCUGGGUCGCAACAAACGUCUCGGCGCGCGCAUGAUCGCGUCCAAGUUCGAGCCGCACGACAACUGGUUGCCGCCGUGCCACAAGCCGCCGCCCACGCUGCAACCCAGCGCCGCUGUGAGUUGUACUACGGAAGCGCCUGUGGACAGCGCGGGAUGUUUCAUCCCGUACAAUCUGAUCACACAGCACAGUAUACCUGAUAAAUCAAUAGCGGAUUGCGUGGAGGCUCUCAUAGGGGCCUACCUGCUGGAGUGUGGCCCCCGGGGGGCUUUGCUCUUCAUGUCCUGGCUCGGCAUCAGGGUGCUGCCGCAGCACCUCCUGCCGCUGCCUGAAGACCACCCCUACGUGCGGGAGGAAGCUGACAGACUGCACGAGAGCAGGACUGUCCAGAGGACGGCGGUGUCCAAGCCGCUGGAGCCGGUGUCGGACGAGUCGUGCUGUUCUGACGACGAGGACGCGGACCCCGAGCUGAGCGCGCCGGAGCCCGACUGGGGCUGGCCCGGCAGACCGCUCGGAGCGCUCAGACCGUACCGGGACAAGGACGGGAGGUGGAUGCAGCCCAUCUUUGGUGAACUGAAGGCACCCCCCUCCCCACUUUUGAGAUACAUCGAAGAUCCUGAGGGGGAAUUGGAGCAAAUGUUAUCAGGUUACGACGCACUGGAGAGGACGCUGCAGUACCGCUUCAGGGACCGCUCGCUGUUGUUGCAGGCGCUGACGCACGCGUCGCACCAGAGGAACCGCCUCACCGACUGCUACCAGCGGCUGGAGUUCCUCGGAGACGCUAUACUUGAUUACCUAAUAACCCGGCACCUAUACGAGGACCCGCGGCGUCACUCGCCCGGCGCGCUGACAGACCUUCGCUCAGCGUUGGUCAACAACACGAUCUUCGCCACGCUGGCCGCUCGACACGGCUUCCACAAAUACUUUCGCCAUAUGUCGCCCGGCCUCAACGAGGUGCUGACGAAGUACGUCAAGAUACAGGAGGAGAAUGGACACUCAAUCAGCGAGGAGCACUACUUGAUACAAGAAGACGAGAUGGAGCAGGCGGAGGACGUGGAAGUGCCGAAGGCUCUUGGAGAUCUGUUUGAAUCUGUGGCGGGCGCCAUUUUCUUGGACUCAGGCAUGUCCCUGGGCGCGGUGUGGCGCUCCGUGGGCGCGCUGCUGGGCGCCGAGCUGGACGCGUUCAGCGCCGCCGCGCCCAAGUCGCCCGUGCGGGAGCUGCUGGAGGCGGAGCCCGACACCGCCAAGUUUGGCAAACCGGAGCGCCUGGCCGAUGGACGACGAGUGCGCGUCUGUGUCGAAGUGUUCGGUCGCGGCGCGUUCAAAGGCAUCGGCCGCAACUACCGCAUCGCCAAGGGCACGGCGGCGCGCUGUGCGCUGCGACACCUGCGCACCUGCCGCCCCAAGUAGACACCUUCACCGGGUGUCUGAAGAACGUGGACACAAUACACCACGCAUCUGAUGAUGUGCACACGUUACACCGAGUGUCUGAAGGGGAAACUACACCAGGCGUCUGAAGACAUUGACACAAUACACCAGGCGUCUGAAUACAUUGACACUACACUAGGCGUCUGAAGCGGUGGCGGUGUAUAUUGUCAUAAUACACCGGGCGUCUGAAGACAUUGACAUAAUACAUCGGGCGUCUGAAGACAUUGACAUAAUACACCGGGCGUCUGAAGACAUUGACAUAAUACAUCGGGCGUCUGAAGACAUUGACAUAAUACACCGGGCGUCUGAAGACAUUGACACUACACCAGGCGUCUGAAGACAUUGACAUAAUACACCGGGCGUCUGAAGACAUUGACACUACACCAGGCGUCUGAAGACAUUGACAUAAUACACCGGGCGUCUGAAGACAUUGACACUACACCAGGCGUCUGAAGACAUUGACAUAAUACACCGGGCGUCUGAAGACAUUGACACUACACCAGGCGUCUGAAGACAUUGACAUAAUACACCGGGCGUCUGAAGACAUUGACACUACACCAGGCGUCUGAAGACAUUGACAUAAUACACCGGGCGUCUGAAGACAUUGACACUACACCAGGCGUCUGAAGACAUUGGCACAAUACACCGGGCGUCUGAAGACAUUGACACUACACCAGGCGUCUGAAGACAUUGGCACAAUACACCGGGCGUCUGAAGACAUUGACACUACACCAGGCGUCUGAAGACAUUGACAUAAUACACCGGGCGUCUGAAGACAUUGACACUACACCAGGCGUCUGAAGACAUUGACAUAAUACACCGGGCGUCUGAAGAUAUUGACACAAUACACCGGGCGUCUGAAGACAUUGACACUACACCAGGCGUCUGAAGACAUUGACAUAAUACACCGGGCGUCUGAAGACAUUGACACUACACCAGGCGUCUGAAGACAUUGACAUAAUACACCGGGCGUCUGAAGACAUUGGCAUAAUACACCGGGCGUCUGAAGACAUUGACACUACACCAGGCGUCUGAAGACAUUGACAUAAUACACCGGGCGUCUGAAGACAUUGACACUACACCAGGCGUCUGAAGACAUUGGCACAAUACACCGGGCGUCUGAAGACAUUGACACUACACCAGGCGUCUGAAGACAUUGGCACAAUACACCGGGCGUCUGAAGACAUUGACACUACACCAGGCGUCUGAAGACAUUGGCACAAUACACCGGGCGUCUGAAGACAUUGACACUACACCAGGCGUCUGAAGACGAGUGUUUUAAAAGGAGCUUAACAAUCUAGUCCCUGAAAUUAAGAUUUUUUUUAAAAAUCAAUAAUAAUAAUGAUUCCAUCACAAAGAUUGAUUGUUUGUAUAUUUGAUGUAUUUUUAUCGUGUAUUGCAUGUUUAUAACAGAUUUUGUACUAAAGGCCUGUGACAGUCAGAUACACCACAUUGCAGUUAGUCUGUAAGUUUGUUAGUCCAUGCUCCUAUCAUAAUUAAGAACGGUAACUAAUAGGCUAGUUGACACUUUUUAGGGUUCCGUAGUCCACAAGGAACCCUUAUAAUUUUGCCAUGUCCGUCCGCGAUUUAGCGAGACUAUUACUACUAGAUAACUGUAAAUUAGCAUGAGUAUGUACAUUAAAAAAGUCGUACAAAAAAAUAUUGAAAAAUAUUUUUUUGUAGGGUAAAAUGGGGAUGAUUUAUUUUAUUCCUUUAUUUCAUUAUGUGGUAAUAUAUAAGGGGUCUUCUACCACUGUUUUUUUGAUUUAGGGAUCCGUAUGUAAAAUAUUAAGGUUUUAAGUGAUAAUUUUUGUUAGAGUCAAGUGUCUCUACUAGCUAAACAGUUGUUUAUGGAUACGUGAAAGAAAUCACAGAAGUUAUCAUAAUGGAUUUACAAGGAAAACUAUAACAGCUAAGUAAUUUAAAAAGUUAUAGUCGACCAACUUGAAAAACGUACUGAGAACACGAAAAUUGCAUACAAAUUCCGUUAUCAACUAAUUAGAUAAAGUUGUCCGUAAUGAAAUGAAAUGAACUUUAUUUGCCAUAAUACACUUAAAUAUACAAGAUGGUCAAACAAAUAUAAAGUCAUAGUCAUUGAAAAUUUUACAAUAUAUAUAAUUGUUUGAGUAAAUAUUACUUACCCACAAUCAUACAAUUGUUUUAAUUACGAAAUACAAUUUUAAUUUGAAAUAAACAUAAGACUACUCAGAGUCUAGAAAUAUGAGACUUUUUAACAGACUCUGAGCUGACAAUUUGCCAUGAGCGUAUAUAUUUAUUACGUCUAUAAAGUAGUAAAAAGAGAUAUAGAUAAAAGAGAGAAAAUUUGAAAAAAAAAAACAUUUUUUAGGGUUCCUUCCCUACAUACAUAGUGAGAAUGAUUUUUUAUCGUCUACCCCAUUGUGUGGGGUAUCGUUAUCAGUAUUUUCGUGCAUUAAAUUUGCUAAUUUAAUCUACGGAACCCUACACUGUGUGUCAUUUUUAUGUAUGAAUUGGUUAAUAUUGACUUAAUUUUCCCGAAUGACUCGUAAAAAUCAAUAUAUUUAAAAGUAGUCUUAAGUCUUAAAUGACUACCGUACUUACAUAUGUAGAAGUGUCGACUAACAAUCAUUAAUUUUUUUCGCUGAUGGCUUCGGCCGUGGCUUACCACUCUACCAACAAAAACGUACCCCUAGGCGAUUUAGCGUUCCGGUACGAUGUAUAGAAACAGAAAGGGGUGUGGAUUUUCAUCCUCCUCCUAACAAGUUAGCCCGCUUCCAUCUUAGAUUGCAUCAUCACUUACCAUCAGGUGAGAUUGUAGUCAAGGGCUAACUUGUAAAGAGUUAAAAAAAACUUUUAUAAAAUGAGGUAGGUGUGGCGCACGCAGGCUCGAUCUACUUACUUAGUCCAUAAUAUUAACAUUAAGAUUAAUUUUACACUUUAUAUAGGAGAAUUGUAAAUUAUUAUUAAUAAAAAAAUGUAUUCCUGUGCAAUUAAUUAUUUUAAUUACAUACCUACUCGAAUUAAAUCGCUUUUUAAGAUUU